AUGUCGCCAAGCUCGCUGAAUGUCCGCUCGCAGUCUGCUGCUGCCGCCGGUAUUCCGGGGCUUCUUUUGCGGCGGCGUUACUGCGUCGGCUACGUCGACCGCAGCGUUGCUCCGCUCCUGCCACAUUCGCAAGAACGCCCGAUGGUUAUUAUUAAGCCAGCCAUCGCGAUAGUGGACGCCGUCGCGGGCGGUGAUAUAGGUGUUAGGCACCUUCUAGAGCGCCGCAAGGUGGUUUUUGUAGUGCGGGUGGAGGAUCGUAGCGGCAUAGUAAACAGGCGCGUUAUCGAAUUUUUCGUAGUACUCGGCAAGCUUACUAUGCGCAAGGUUAACGUGCGUAACAAGAUGGUCUUCGGGCGCGUUAGGAUCUUCGUAAUUAAUGUCCUUAAGGCGGUCUUUGAGAGCCUCAAGCUAGUUAAGAAGCUAUUCAAACGUUACUAA
Messenger RNA from Pyrenophora tritici-repentis Pt-1C-BFP, 438 nucleotides. The record is from RefSeq and is a predicted model, not a curated record. NCBI's taxonomy places the organism in Eukaryota, Fungi, Ascomycota, Dothideomycetes, Pleosporales, Pleosporaceae.